UUUGUGUGAUGGUAUUGAACGAUAGAAUUGUCACGAAAUGUUGCUGGAGUAAUAGUGUGUUAUGGCUUCGAAAAUAGUACUAUUUUAUCGUCCAUUGAGUCCACCGUCAAGAGCUGUUUUGCUAACAGCCAAAGCAAUUGGGCUUAACUUAGAACUCAAAGACAUAAACGUACUUACGGGCGAACACCUGACGCCAGAAUUCAGAAAGUUGAAUCCCCAACAUACAAUCCCCACAAUCAACGAUAAUGGUAUCAUUGUCUACGAUAGCCAUGCAAUUUCCGCGUAUCUUGUGGAUAAAUAUAGUGACAAUGAUUCACUCUAUCCAAAAGACUUAGUUCGACGGGCUCAUGUUAAUUCACGAUUACACUUCAACUCCGGUUUUCUAUUUGCCAGGCUACGCUAUCUGUUUGAACCAAUUUUCUUUAUGAAUGAAGAUGUCAUUCCGGAAUGGAAAGUCGAAUACAUUCAAAAGUGUUGGAUUUUCAUGGAAGAGUUUCUGGAAAAGGGAGAUUAUGUUUGCGGCGAUGAAUUAACCAUUGCGGACUUUUGCUGUAUUGCUACGGUUUCGUCUAUCGAUAAAAUUGCUGUUAUUGAUCCGGAAAAAUUUCCCAGAUUAUUUGCAUGGACAAGGCGAAUGCAAGCGAUUCCAUUCUAUAGCAGUGAAAAUGCAAAGGGUGCGGCAGCCUUUCAAAAGUCUUUGUUGAGUACUGUGGCGAAACGGAAAGCUGAAUUGACUAAUAAAGUUAAGUGACGAUCAAG
Messenger RNA from Bradysia coprophila, 759 nucleotides. Its product is annotated as glutathione S-transferase 1-like. Gene Ontology annotation, biological process: glutathione metabolic process. Gene Ontology annotation, molecular function: glutathione transferase activity. The record is from RefSeq and is a predicted model, not a curated record. NCBI's taxonomy places the organism in Eukaryota, Metazoa, Arthropoda, Insecta, Diptera, Sciaridae.